Molecule: messenger RNA, 1011 nt
Organism: Stegodyphus dumicola
Lineage: Eukaryota; Metazoa; Arthropoda; Arachnida; Araneae; Eresidae
Source: RefSeq, a predicted model, not a curated record
AUGUCGACGAAUUUCCCUACCAUACUUGCGGGUGAUCUAAAUGCAAAAGAUCGCUCCUGGGGAGCCAGGAUGGGUAACAGAAAUGGUAGUCUGCUUAAAAACUAUAUCUAUGCAAAUAACUUACAGCUAGUCACCCCAAGUGAAUACACUUUCUACUGUCGAAGUGGCGGAGACAUACUAGAUAUUGCAUUACUUAAAAAUAUUAGUCAGACUCCCUACUUAGAAGUCAAGAAAGAACUGUCGUCAGACCACUAUCCAGUAGUGUUUGAUUUUCACGGCUUUUACCCUGACCCUCCAAGGAAACGCACUAAAGUGAAUUGGACCAGCUUUACAGAUAAACUACGGAACAUGCCUUGUAAUCCCCAUCUGAGAGACAGCGGGGAAAUUGAAAGUGAAAUUUAUUCGCUGACUUCCAAAAUUCAAAAUGCGAUUAAGAGUUCUUCGUAUGCUUGCAGAGAUACCUUGAGGAAUAAACUCCCUGAAGAUAUAUCUCGCGACAUAAAGGAAAGAAAUAGAAUUAGGAAAAGGUUUAAUGUUACGCAAGACCCUUCACUUAAAAGGACUAUAAACUACCUCAACAGGAAAAUUCAGGCCGGCAUCAUGGAAUUCAGGUCAAGUAAUUGGGAUAAUCUUUUAGAGCAUUUUAGCACUGAUACAAGCUCUAUGUGGAAAAUUGUGAAUGCGAUGAAAAAAGAUAGGACGUAUCACAUUGCUCCAAUUAGUCACAUGGGAUCCAACCACUAUUCUGAAGAAGACAUAGCCAAUGUGUUCGCAGAGAAACUUGAGGAGACGUUUAGGCCCAACCCUCAGCACGAAGAGGAGGUUCAAAAUGUUAACAUGCUCAAAAACAGGGAUAAUACGGAUUAUAUAAAAUUCAUCUCCCCGAAAGAAGUCCAUACUAUCAUUAAACAUAUCAAUACCAAGAAAGCUCACGGGUUUGACGGGAUCAGCAAUCGUGCUCUGAAGGCACCUCCCUCCAAGGUGUAUAGUGCUACUUACAAACAUCUUUAA